Messenger RNA from Anthostomella pinea, 225 nucleotides. The record is from the annotation of a GenBank genome assembly. Lineage: Eukaryota; Fungi; Ascomycota; Sordariomycetes; Xylariales; Xylariaceae.
AUGAAGUACUCCGCUGUCAUCCUCGCUCUCUGCGCUGUUGCCAUGGGCGAACUUACCAAGGUUCCCCGAAGCAACAAUGUCAUCGCUCCCGCGCCUCCCGCCUUCGGACGCCGUCAGGCCGCCGGCGUCAAGACCCAGGACGGUGCCAUGAGCACUGCCGACGGCGCCGUCGUCAACUUCGACACCGCCGGUGUCUACAAGGCUGCCACCGAGGCGGGCCAGUAA